Prorocentrum cordatum is the source of this 937-nucleotide messenger RNA. The record is from the annotation of a GenBank genome assembly. Lineage: Eukaryota; Dinophyceae; Prorocentrales; Prorocentraceae.
CUACUUUGCGUACGUCUACUACGCGGGCGGCCAGUGGAGCUUCGUGUGCUGCCUGGUCGCGGGCUUUGGCUGCUACUCCCUGGGGGGCCACGACGUGUGCCUCCUGUGGGGUCCGGCCAUCUUCAGCCAGAACUACAAGGAGGUCGGCCAGCUGACGUUCGCCAUCAUCUUCCGCAGCGUCUUCGACGCCCUCAUGGAUGUGUGUUUCAACACCUUCCCCCGCGACACAGUGGUCAGGGAGAUGCGAGAGAUGUGCUGGGACUUUCAUGCGAAUGGCGGGGCGAAGGCUGGCCUGAUUCUGCAAGUCUUGGAUGAGCUCCAGAGUUGCGAAGGUCACGCGAUGGAAGAGUACCCAGGAAACUUGAAGCAGGCAAAGCAGCUCUUCCUCAGGGUAAAGGACAUCCUCGAGGAGACCAAGUCGGACAAAGUACUAUCGCGGGGCAGGCGCGUCGCUUUCAACUACGAGCUCUUGUCGGCUGUGCUCCCCUUGCUGGAGCAGAUGUUGCGCGAGUUUGACAUCGUGCUCUUAGUCUUGCAAGACUGCAAUUUCAUGUCGUUUGAUAUCGAUGUUUCCGCAAGCAUUAUGCACACAAUCUGGGACAAACACGCGCACGCUCUUUCCCUCAAGAUGAGAAUGGCGAUGCAGUUGCUCCAGAAAGCCCUCGAAAAGACUGGCGCCCACCGCGUCCACUGCAGGCUGAACGACGGCUUCGGGUACGACCUGAAGCGCGACGGGUAUUCCGAAGUCGACAGAAGUCCCGGCACCUGGGUCGUCGAGCGGUCGAUCUCGAACAUGUUCUUCCUCUGCGAGGAGAUCCAGGACGCCGUCGUCCGCCUCGGCGGCCUCUCGGUGGCGCCCCGCACGCGGUGCGAGAGAGCGGCAAGCCGCCGAGGCUUCGAGGGGGCGAGUGCUGCACAGGAGCCGCCGCAGCCUUGA